UAGUUAUUAAACGAUUCCGAAUCGAGUAUCGUUCAAAUCCCAUUUAUCCUAUUGGGAGAUUUGUUUUGACAUCACGGUGACGUAACCACCUCGCAACUCCACUUCCGGGAAAAAGAAAACAACAUUUUUGUCAAAAUGGGGCACACAAGUUUAGAAAAAAUCAUUGCACUACAGAAGAAAACAUCAAACAUUAGAAAUAUCUGUAUUUUGGCCCAUGUGGAUCAUGGGAAAACGACACUGGCAGAUUGUUUGGUUGCAAGCAAUGGCAUCAUUUCCACUCGCUUGGCAGGGAAGCUCAGGUACCUGGACAGCCGGGAGGAUGAACAGAUCCGGGGGAUCACUAUGAAGUCCAGUGCCAUUUCAUUACACUAUACAGCAGGAGAGAGAGAAUACCUGAUUAAUCUGAUCGACUCUCCCGGUCAUGUGGAUUUCUCUUCCGAGGUGUCUACGGCUGUACGGCUGUGUGAUGGAGCCAUUGUCAUCGUGGACGCAGUAGAAGGAGUGUGUCCUCAGACACAAGCGGUGUUGCGCCAGGCAUGGCUGGAGAACAUUCGACCUGUGCUUGUUAUCAACAAGAUCGACCGGCUAAUCAUGGAGCUCAAGCUUAGUCCUCAAGAGUCCUACACGCACCUCCAGAAAAUUCUUGAACAAGUGAAUGCUGUGACAGGCACUCUGUUCACUUCUAAAGUGCUGGAGGAGCGGGCAGUGAAGCAGGCACAGGUUGAGGAAGAGCGUCCUGAGGCCGAUGGAGGAGAGCAGGUUUAUGACUGGAGCUCAGGCCUGGAGGAAACGGACGACUCGCAUCUAUAUUUCAGCCCUGACCAGGGCAACGUGGUGUUUGCCAGUGCAAUCGACUCCUGGGGCUUCAGCGUCCGUCAGUUUGCACAGAUCUACAGCCAGAAGAUGGGGAUUCGCUUAGAGCUUUUACAGAAGACCCUGUGGGGGGAUUUCUACCUGAACGCCAAGGCCAAAAAGAUCAUGAAGGGAGCGCAGUCUAAAGGAAAAAAGCCGCUUUUUGUCCAGCUGGUCCUGGACAAUAUCUGGAGUUUAUAUGAUGCCGUGGUCAUCAGAAGAGACAAAGAGAAGGUGGAGAAGAUGGUGACCUCAUUAGGGUUAAAGGUCAUGGCCCGUGACCUUCGUCACUCUGACCCGAAAGUGCUCCUGAGUGCCAUGUGCAGUCAGUGGUUGCCUCUGUCUCAGGCGGUGCUCUCGAUGGUGUGUGAGAAGUUGCCGGCUCCCACUGAGGUGAGCUCUGAGAGGGUGGAGAAGCUGAUGAGCGUGGGCACACGCAGGUUCGACUCCCUGCCUGAAAAAACACAGCAGCUGAAAAAAGCUUUCUUGGAGUGUGCAAGUGAAGAAUCAGCUCCAGUCAUCGUGUUCGUGUCGAAGAUGUUCGCUGUGGACUCAAAGGUCCUACCGCAGAACAAACAGAGGCCCCUGACUCAAGAGGAGAUCGCUCAGCGUAGAGAGCUGGCCAGACAGAGACACGCAGAGAGACAAGCGGCCAGUCAGGGCCCUGAAAACCCAGAGGCAACCAACACCACCAACCCAGGUACUGAUGGCCUGUGCGUGCAGACAGAAGCCCUGACGGUGAGGUCCACAACAGAAGAAGAGGAGAAAGAGUACUUUGUAGCCUUUGCACGUGUCUACAGUGGAGUAGUGCGCAGGGGUCAGAGAGUGUUUGUGCUCGGACCCAAGUACGACCCUGCCAUCACUCUGCAGACGCUGACAGAUGAGUGUUCAGUCCCUGACUCCAUGCCCGCCAUACCCCACAUGGCCUGCUGCACUCUGGAUCGGUUGUAUUUGCUGAUGGGACGAGAGCUGGAGGAACUCGAUGAGGUUCCAGCAGGCAACGUUCUGGGAAUCGGUGGGAUGGAGGAGUUUAUUCUAAAGUCAGCCACCAUCUCGACCUCGGCUGCGUGCCCCCCCUUCACACCACUCAACUUCGAGGCCACGCCCAUCGUCAGAGUGGCGAUUGAACCCAAACAUCCCAGCGAGAUGCCCAAGCUGGUGCGUGGGAUGCGUCUCCUGAACCAGGCUGACCCAUGUGUGGAGGUUUUGAUUCAGGAGAGUGGAGAGCAUGUACUCGUCACAGCAGGAGAGGUUCACCUGCAGCGCUGCCUCGAUGACCUCCGAGAGAGGUUUGCCAAAAUUGAGAUCAGUGCCUCUGCUCCCAUCAUCCCAUUCCGUGAGACUGUGAUCCGCCCACCCAAAGUGGACAUGGUGAACGAGGAGCUUGGGCGCCAGCAGAAGGUGGCAGUGAUCCAUCAAACCAAAGACGAACAAACCAAACUCCCAGAAGGGGUUCAGAUAGAUUCAAGCGGCCUGGUGACCCUCACCACCCCCAACAAAAUGGCCACAAUUGGAGUUCGGGCCAUUCCUCUACCUGAGGAAGUGACCAGGCUGCUGGAGGAGAACGCAGAGCUUAUCCGAACCAUGGAGCACUUCAACCUGCAGGCACGAGAGGGCAAAGCUUUAGAGAUUAGUUCAAAAACUCUGGAGGAAAUACGUGACUUAAAGAAUGAAUUAGAAAAGCACCUUCAGGGCCGCAAGUGGAGGAAUGCAGUGGAUCGAAUCUGGGCUUUUGGACCACGUCGCUACGGCCCUAACAUUCUUCUAAACAGUGUUGAGGGAUACCAAAGAUCAUCGGUGUGGCAGUUUCUCAAUUUAGAGAAGGAGAAAAGUGAAGGCACCAUGCUGCGAGACUUCGAUAACAGCAUCGGUAGUGGGUUCCAGCUGGCCACACUUUCAGGCCCCAUGUGUGAGGAGCCGCUGAUGGGCGUCUGCUUCUCUGUGGAGAGCUGGGACAUGAAAAUCCCAUCUCAGACAGUGCAGAAGGACUCACAGGAUGACUCUAUUUCUCAGCAGAGUUUGGAGGCAAAUAAUAAUGAAUGUGAGCUUGGAGAAGACAGUGAGGCACAGAGCAGGCGUCGAGACAUGGCCGACUGCUACGGGCCAUUUUCUGGUCAGCUCAUUGCUUCCAUGAAAGAGGCGUGCAGGUACGCCUUCCAGGCAAAACCACAGCGCCUCAUGGCUGCCAUGUACACCUGUGAGAUCAUGGCUACAGCUGAGGUCUUAGGGCGUGUGUACGGUGUCCUCUCCAAGCGUGAAGGACGUGUCCUCAAUGAGGAGAUGAAGGAGGGAUCAGACGUGUUCAUCAUCAGAGCCAUACUGCCGGUGGCAGAGAGCUUCGGAUUCGCUGAUGAGAUCCGCAAGAGGACGAGCGGCCUGGCAAGCCCUCAACUGGUGUUCACUCACUGGGAGGUCAUCUCCAGCGAUCCGUUCUGGGUGCCCACUACUGAAGAAGAAUAUCUCCACUUUGGAGAAAAGGCAGAUUCAGCUAAUCAGGCACUGAAGUACAUGAAUGCCGUUCGGAGACGCAAAGGGCUUUACGUGGAGGAGAAGAUCGUCGAACAUGCUGAGAAACAACGGACUCUCAGCAAGAACAAAUGAACUCUCCUUCACAGACAAUUAUUCCCUCAUGUUUGAAAAUUUCCUCUUACCUUGUAAUGCUUUUCAGCUGAAUGGGUGGGUAAAGUCUAACAUUGUCCUGAGUUCCAGAUAGAUAGUUUAGUAGCUACUUUAUUACAACAAACCUUCUGUGUAAAUGAUAGUACAUAUAUAAAUAGCAGUCUGGAUUAUUACAUCGAUACAACUCUGGCAUAAUUGCUAUAAAAAUUCUGUGAAAAUUUGAAAACCAUGGUGGACAUAACUGGAAGUACUGUGGAAUAUUUUAGUAUAAUGUGGUCUUUUUUUUAAAAUUCAGCAUCAUGAUAAUAUCCUAAUGUGUUAUAAAGGCGUAGGCAAAGAUAACAUGACAGUUUCAUAUGGCGUGUACUUCAUUUACACUGAGUUUGUGUACAUGUAGCUAAUAAAUGAUAGUAGUCAUAAUGUUGGACUGAACUGUGUAGGACCUUUCUGACAGAAAUUUCUUGACUGAUUUGAAGUUUUAGUAUUAUAUAUUAAACAGCCUUCGAGAUAA
This is a messenger RNA of Pangasianodon hypophthalmus (striped catfish), 3982 nucleotides long. It is a transcript of the gene efl1, whose product is annotated as elongation factor like GTPase 1. The transcript has 20 exons. Bases 136 to 3453 code for a protein of 1105 amino acids. NCBI's taxonomy places the organism in Eukaryota, Metazoa, Chordata, Actinopteri, Siluriformes, Pangasiidae. Gene Ontology annotation, molecular function: GTPase activity; ribosome binding; GTP binding. Gene Ontology annotation, cellular component: cytosol; ribonucleoprotein complex. The record is from RefSeq and is a predicted model, not a curated record. Gene Ontology annotation, biological process: cytosolic ribosome assembly.